Peromyscus leucopus (white-footed mouse) is the source of this 4569-nucleotide messenger RNA. It is a transcript of the gene Angpt1, whose product is annotated as angiopoietin 1. Bases 695 to 2191 code for a protein of 498 amino acids. The record is from RefSeq and is a predicted model, not a curated record. NCBI's taxonomy places the organism in Eukaryota, Metazoa, Chordata, Mammalia, Rodentia, Cricetidae. The transcript has 9 exons. Gene Ontology annotation, molecular function: receptor tyrosine kinase binding. Gene Ontology annotation, biological process: Tie signaling pathway; angiogenesis.
UUUGGAAACAUAUUUCCAGCGUGAUAGAUUUUAGUAGGUCAGCAUGCACACCCAAUUGUAUUAAGGUGGACUGCGCUAUUUAUUGAUUUUUCCGUGCAUCUGCUAAGGGCUCAAGGCAAUUGUCUGCGGAAGGGGCGGGAGGCCCAUACAUGAUCGAGGUCAUGCGCAUCCAGCCAAUUUGUAAGCUGAUCCGCCGCCCAAAGCCAUCAGCAAUCCUUAGCAUAGGGGCACACUCAUGCAUUCCUGUCAAGCCGUCUUGUGAAAGGCUGCCUGCUUCCAGCUUGGCUUGGAUGUGCAACCUUAAUAAAACUCACUGAGGUCUGGGAGAAAAUAGCAGAUCUGCUGCAGAUAGGGUAGAGGAAAGGGGCUAGAAUAUGUACGCGCAGCUGACUCAGGCAGCCUCCAAGCUGAACGGUUACACAGAGAGGAAACAAUAAAUCUCAGCUACUAUGCAAUAAAUAUCUCAAGUUUUAACGAAGGAAACUAUCAUUACAGUAAAAUAAAAAAAAAAAAGUAACAUUUUAGAACAAAGCUAACAACAAAUGGCUAGUUUUCUGUGGAUCUUCUUCAAACGUUUUCUUUAAAGGGGAAAGAGUCAAACAAGCAGUUUUACCUGAAAUAAAGAACUAGUUUAAAGGUCAGAAGAGAAGAGCCAGCUUUGCAGGAGGCACGGAAGGCGAGCGCUGGCAGUACAAUGACAGUUUUUCUUUCCUUUGCAUUCUUCGCUGCCAUUCUGACUCACAUAGGGUGCAGCAACCAGCGCCGAAAUCCAGAAAACGGAGGGAGAAGAUAUAACCGGAUUCAACAUGGGCAAUGUGCCUACACUUUCAUUCUUCCAGAACACGACGGGAACUGCCGUGAGAGUGCGACAGAGCAGUACAACACGAACGCUCUGCAGAGGGAUGCUCCACACGUGGAGCCGGAUUUCUCUUCCCAGAAACUUCAGCAUCUGGAGCAUGUGAUGGAAAAUUAUACUCAGUGGCUGCAAAAACUUGAGAAUUACAUUGUGGAAAAUAUGAAGUCGGAGAUGGCCCAGAUACAACAGAAUGCGGUUCAAAACCACACGGCCACCAUGCUUGAGAUAGGAACCAGCCUCCUGUCUCAGACUGCAGAGCAGACCCGAAAACUGACAGAUGUUGAGACCCAGGUACUAAACCAAACAUCUCGACUUGAAAUACAACUACUGGAGAAUUCAUUAUCAACCUACAAGCUAGAGAAGCAACUUCUCCAACAGACGAACGAAAUUCUGAAGAUUCAUGAAAAGAACAGUUUAUUAGAACAUAAAAUUUUAGAAAUGGAGGGAAAACACAAAGAAGAAUUGGACACUUUGAAGGAAGAGAAGGAAAACCUUCAAGGUUUGGUUACCCGUCAAACCUUCAUCAUCCAGGAGUUAGAGAAGCAACUGAGCAGAGCCACCAACAACAACAGCGUUCUCCAGAAGCAACAGCUGGAACUCAUGGACACGGUCCACAACCUCGUCAGCCUUUGCACUAAAGAAGGUGUUUUGCUAAAGGGAGGAAAAAGGGAAGAAGAGAAACCAUUUCGAGACUGUGCAGAUGUAUAUCAAGCUGGUUUUAAUAAGAGUGGAAUCUACACUAUUUAUUUUAAUAAUAUGCCAGAACCCAAAAAGGUAUUUUGCAAUAUGGAUGUGAAUGGGGGAGGUUGGACUGUAAUCCAACACCGUGAAGAUGGAAGUCUGGAUUUCCAAAGGGGCUGGAAAGAAUAUAAAAUGGGCUUUGGGAAUCCCUCUGGUGAAUAUUGGCUGGGGAAUGAGUUUAUUUUUGCCAUAACCAGUCAGAGGCAGUAUAUGCUGAGGAUCGAGCUGAUGGACUGGGAAGGGAACCGAGCCUACUCACAGUACGACAGAUUCCACAUAGGAAACGAAAAGCAGAACUACAGGUUAUAUUUAAAGGGUCACACGGGGACAGCAGGCAAACAGAGCAGCCUGAUCCUUCACGGGGCUGAUUUCAGCACGAAGGAUGCGGAUAACGACAACUGUAUGUGCAAAUGCGCCCUCAUGCUAACAGGAGGUUGGUGGUUUGAUGCCUGCGGCCCCUCCAAUCUAAAUGGGAUGUUCUACACUGCAGGACAAAAUCACGGAAAACUGAAUGGGAUAAAGUGGCACUAUUUCAAAGGACCCAGUUACUCCUUACGUUCCACAACCAUGAUGAUCCGGCCCUUGGAUUUUUGAAAGCACCAUGCCAGGAUUAGGAAUCUGCAAAGAACUCUGGGGAUGCUCCCUGAGGAGAAGUUUUUUUUGGAAGCUUCAGAAGCAAACAGCAUUGUCUCCCUUCCAGCAGCAAGUGGUUCUGUGAUGUCACCAAGGUUCUUGACUAUGGAUUUAGAGCCUUCUGAGUUCCAGAAAGUCUCCACUUGGGUCACUGGGUUCUAGUGAAUCGUUUCCAGAGAACGCCACUCACUGUCAUGCUUUAAAAAGGGAGGAAACUGCUCAGCUCGCUGCACUUCAAAGUGCUACUGGAUCAUAUUUUGAACCUAUAACACCCUGAUGAUAAAUGCAGCUUGUUUCAUGUAAAACCAAAUGAAGAAUAAACAGCAAAGAACAUACAUGAAAAAAAAAUAAUAGAGCAGGCCUGCCCGAUCUGUUGACGACAGAUUGCAGUGGUGAAGUGGUGUCAUUCUAGGAAAUCUUGCUAACACAUAACAUAGAUGUCACCGCACAAAUGUGACACAAAGAACAGCCUUGUCCUCUGAAUUGGCUAAAAGUUAGUUGGCUUCAGAAGCCCUUUUCAAGUAUCAUACUUACUAGUUGAUUUCAGUUUUCCCGCGUUCAAGUGUAAAUGCCGUCCUUGAAAGUCAUGCUACAACGCAGUACAUGGAGGGUAAUAGUGAGAGGUAGGAAGGUGCCCAAGGUCUCUGAGUUUGGGGGAUACCAUUUUCAGAAGAGUUAAAAUAUACCAAGAAUGGAUACAGCAGGUAAAAAUUACUCUCAUGCUACAGUAUUCAUUUACAUUGAAAAUUGAUUUGCUGAUAUGCAAAUAUGUUUAGAGCCUGAGUAUAUAUAAAAAUGUAAACUUUAUUAUCCGGUUUCUAAAGCAGCAUGCAUGCAGUCAAUGGUCUCCUUGAUGGUAUAUAGGAAAGCAGUAUGUGGAGUACUUCAGUUGGACAGCCCAUUGUACAGAUCUUCUGACAUGUAUUUGCAUAUCUAUGGCAUCAUUAUUUUUAAAAUGUUUUAAAAGGUCUUUAAUUCUUCAUCCAGAUAUUUUGUGCUAAUUUAAUUUUUUUGUUAAUUAACUGCAGUGUACUUACAAAAAGCAUCCUGCUCCAGUUCUUUACAAAAGUUACACUUUGAAGUCUAAAAAGAAUGGAAGAAUUUUAAAUAUUGUUGUACAUAGCACAUUAGACUCUUCCAUGUUAAACUCAAUACCUGUUUAAUCUGGAAUAUAUAAUGUUGUCUUCAACUGAUGAGUAUAAAUAUGAGUGUUCAAAGACAUUUACUAUACUACUUGAUUAAAUAUAUAACUCUUCGCAUUAUUUUUAUCUCCUUCAGGCUCUGUUUCUUCAAGAAAUUUGUAUCUUGUAAAAUAAUAUUAGUGGAGAAAAUUGGCAUAACUCCUUAUAUAUGAGAGAUAUAAAAACAUCACUGUCAUUUGACUAGGAAACUUCUGAUUGUUAGCUGCUAUAAGUGCCUUAGUUAAGAUGUCUUUAUGUUUAUGGCAAAAUCUAUUGUAGUUUUGGACACAUGUUUUUGUGACAACUUGAUGUUACUGCAGUAUUCUUUCAAGAAGUGCUCUUUGUCUACAAAUGGUCAAGGUUACAUUAGAAAAAAAUGUAAUCCAACAUGAUUUACUAUGAAAUGAGAAAACUAAAAUACACAGCAGUUCUGCUUUCUCAGAAAAGAAAGAUUUUCUGUGAAAUACAAAUUUCAAAAUACCAGUCUUGGUAAUUGCAUCCAUAAUGCCUUACUGGCUUUCCUCCAUCAGGGAGAAUAAAGCUAUUCAUGGUUUUAAGAAAAAGGUUUUUCAGUGUUUACCAUCAAGUCUUUCUUAUAUUUAUAUGUCUGUAUGAAAUACUGUUUUUGCCUUACAAGUGGUAUGUUCAGGAAUUACAGAGUUUUUCUAACAUUAGUGACUCCCUCAGAGCUCUCUUAAGCCUCUCGCUCUAAAAUCCUUGUUUUCAUUUAGGUGAAGGAAAAAGAAUAUUUUUGUGGUUCUGUUUGUUCUUGUUGUUCCCACAGAUGUUUUAAAACCAGUCUUGGAUUAGGUAUACUGUUUUUCAAUCCAUAUUACAAAAAUAAAGUGAAAUAAUGAGAAAAAAGCACAGUAUUUACUGUUUUUCUAUUUGGAUUUGAGAAAUGAGAUAUUGUUUCCAAUUAUUUAUAAUAAAGCAGUAUAAAUGUUUAGUGUCUCCAUUGUGUACAUUGUAUAAUGCCAACAUGUCUGUAGCAAUUUGACUUGCAUAGCUUUUGCAUUUAAUUAUUUCAGGAUAAAAUAAUUAGAUACUAGAAUUUUGUCUUUCAAUUUCUAUUUCAAUAAAAGUUGUGUGGUUUCUAUGAAAAUCUCUUCAUAACAGUUACAACAUUAUUUGUUUUAAAUAAAAUUGAAAAUAAUG